CUCGUAAUGCCAUUAAAGAUGAGCUCAAACUUAUAGACCCAUUGAGCUCUUCAAGCAAGAUGUCCCCCAUUGAUAUCGAUUGGGAUAGCUCCAAUAGGAUCUCACCUGUCGACAUCUAGAUGUUAACCCUACAUUCCCACUACAUGCAACAUUAUUGCUUUCUCAGCGUUACCCUAGCUAGCAGCUCAAUGCUCUAUUUUUCAUCGCUGCUUCCCAUCUACUUUUUUUUUGUUUGUCAUCGUAUUUUUUUCAUGCAUCAAAAAGCAUUACAAAUUAUCAAUACAUUGUUGGCAGGGCCACAUUCUGUAUGUUACAAGAAAGAAAAAAGAAAUUAUGACAGUAGAAGAGAAGGGGUAUAGCAAUUGGUGAAGCGAAGGGGAAUUAAAA
Messenger RNA from Umbelopsis ramanniana AG, 387 nucleotides. RefSeq lists its product as uncharacterized. Bases 120 to 359 code for a protein of 79 amino acids. The transcript has a single exon. NCBI's taxonomy places the organism in Eukaryota, Fungi, Mucoromycota, Umbelopsidomycetes, Umbelopsidales, Umbelopsidaceae. The record is from RefSeq and is a predicted model, not a curated record.